AUGGCGCCCGACACCAAACUGGAACUCAGCCCGCAUAUUCCCUGGAGCGAGCCGGCCUGGUAUUCCUCCCUCCGCUCUCCCUACUACAACGAGAGCCAUCGCAAGCUACGGGACAAUAUCCGCCGCUACAUUGACGAAAACGUGCUACCGCAUUCCUUCGAGUGGGAGGAAAAGGGCGAAGCACCGGUCGAGGCCUCCAAAGCGUGGCUGAAGUCGGGCAUUGGCCUGGACGACAUCCCGGUCCAGUACCGGCCGGCCGACGUGCCGAGCCUGUCCGGGCUGCCGCCCGGCCAGCUCGAUGCGUUCCACAUGCUCAUCAUUGCCGACGAGACGUCGCGCAUCGAAGGCGGCGUCGGCAUCGCGCUCGGAGGCGCCUCGUCCAUCGGCGCACCGCCCAUUAUCCACUUCGGCAUCGACGAGCAAAAAGCCAAGUGGCUGCCGGGGCUCUUCACCAAGGAGACGAGCUUCUGUCUCGGCAUCACGGAGCCGUCGGGCGGCUCCGACGUCGCCCAGCUGCGCACCACGGCCGAAAAGACGGCGGACGGCAAGUUCUACGUGGUCAACGGCGUCAAGAAGUGGAUUACCGGCUCGCCCUGGGCCAGCCACAUGACGACGGCCGUGCGCACCGGCGCCGACGGCGCCCAGGGCAUUUCCGUGCUCGUCAUCCCCAUGGACGCGCCCGGCAUCACCGUGGACAAGAUCCAGAACAGCGGGCAAAAUGCCGGCGGAGCCUCCUUCGUGGACCUCGACAACGUCAAGGUGCCCGUCGAGAACCUGAUUGGGCGGGAGAAUCAGGGCUUCUCCAUCAUCAUGCGCAACUUCAACCGCGAGCGGUUCCUGCUCGCGGUGCAGUGCAACCGCAAGAGCCGGACAUGCCUCGCGCUCGCGUUCCAGUACGCGCUGCAGCGCGAGACGUUUGGCAAGCCCCUGAUGCAGUACCAGGUCAUCCGCCGCAAGCUGACCGAGGUUGCGCACCGCGUCGAGGCCCACUGGGCCUGGAUGGAGCAGCUCGCCUACCACAUCGGCACCUCGCCCGAGGGCUGGCAGAGCCCCGACGUCGCCGGCCGCCUGGCCCUGCUCAAGGUCCAGGGCGGCCAGAUGGUCGAGCUGGCCGCCCGCGAGGCCCAGCAGAUCUUUGGCGGCGCCGGCUACCAGAGGAGCGGCCCGGGCGCCACCGUGGAGCAGAUAAGUCGCGACUUGCGCAUGCUGGUUGUUGGCGGCGGCAGCGAGGAGAUUAUGGCUGAUUUGGCGAUUCGCCAGGAACUGAUGAUGGCCAAGUCAAAACUGAAGCUGUAA
Messenger RNA from Cordyceps militaris CM01, 1296 nucleotides. Its product is annotated as acyl-CoA dehydrogenase. NCBI's taxonomy places the organism in Eukaryota, Fungi, Ascomycota, Sordariomycetes, Hypocreales, Cordycipitaceae. Gene Ontology annotation, molecular function: oxidoreductase activity, acting on the CH-CH group of donors; flavin adenine dinucleotide binding. The transcript has 2 exons. The record is from RefSeq and is a predicted model, not a curated record. The coding region runs from base 1 to 1296 and encodes 431 amino acids.